Condylura cristata (star-nosed mole) is the source of this 4583-nucleotide messenger RNA. It is a transcript of the gene ADGRG2, whose product is annotated as adhesion G protein-coupled receptor G2. The transcript has 29 exons. The coding region runs from base 59 to 3109 and encodes 1016 amino acids. Gene Ontology annotation, cellular component: membrane. The record is from RefSeq and is a predicted model, not a curated record. Gene Ontology annotation, biological process: cell surface receptor signaling pathway; adenylate cyclase-activating G protein-coupled receptor signaling pathway. Lineage: Eukaryota; Metazoa; Chordata; Mammalia; Eulipotyphla; Talpidae. Gene Ontology annotation, molecular function: G protein-coupled receptor activity.
UCGGCGGGGACCGGCAGAUUUGCAUAGAGUUUCUCCAUCUCCUGAACUUCCUGUCAGGAUGUUUUUCUUUGGCGGGCAGUGUGGCCAUGCUGGCAGACCUGAAGAGAUUUUACUGACAGUCAAGAUAUUCCUUGUCAUUAUUUGUCUUCAGGUUGUUCUGGUUACAUCCCUGGAAGAGAAUGCUGAUAAUUCCAGUGUUUUACCACCAUCUGCUGAAUCAUCAUCUUUUGUUGGUUUUGUCCCCAACUCCAAUGAGGUUGAAACAACAAGCCUCAAUGAUGCUACUUCUAGUGUAUUAUCUACUUUAAACAAAACAGAAAAAACUAAAAUCACUAUAGUAAAAACCUUCAAUGCAUCAGUAAUCAAAUCCCAAAGUAUCUGCAAUUUGUCAUCUAUUUGCAAUGACUCAGCAUUUUUUAGAGGUGAGAUAGUACUUCAGUCUGAUGAAGGAAGCAACGUUACUCAGAGUCAAAAUAAGGUUAAUGACAAAACUGGAGUCCAGUCUCCAAGUGAACUGAAGAGAUCAGAGCUCAACAAAACCCUGCAAAACCUGAGUGAGACUUAUUUUAUAAUGUGUGUUACAAAAGAUACUCAAAGCACAUUAAAUUGCACAUUCACAAUAAAACUGCUUAAGACCAGGAACAUAUGUGACAUAAUGGUUGCUUUGAAAAGAGUUCACAUUCAGCCCAUGGAACAGUGCUGCUGUUCUGUCAGGAUAUCCUGCCCUUCCUCCCCGGAAGAGUUAGAAAAACUGCAGUGUGACCUGCAGGAACCUGUUGUCUGUGAUUUUGACCAUCCACACGGCCCAGCAAUUUCUUCCAGCAAUCCCAUCCCCUUUGCUCCUCAGACCACCAUUCUUUCCCAGAUCUCCAGUGUCUUCUCCUUAACUAGUGUUCUGGGUCAUUCACCUGUCACCCAGACCCCUCCCUCUGGGACAGGAAGGAUUUAUUUUUCUUCUCCCCAGCCAUCAGCAUCCAUAGCUUCCAGCCCUGCCAUUGAUAUGCCCCCCCAAUCCGAAACAAUCUUUUCUCCUACGCCCCAAAUUGAUCUUUCCCACACCCUGCCACCUGUGACAUCCUCACUACCCUCUUCCACCACAUCUGCCCCUGUGAAUGUCAUCGAGAUUGGCACAUCUGCUGACAAGACAGAAGUUGUUGAUAUUACCAGCAUCAGUGUGUCUGAUCUUGAGGAUGAAGUGUCCAAGAUGGAGAAGAUUCUAUCCGUGGGCUGCUUGGCACCUAAUCUCGCAGAACAAAUGAUAAACCAAGUCAGCAAACUCCUUCGUUCCCCUCCUGCCUUGCUGGCCCCGCUGGCCCAAAGAUUGCUGAAAGUAGUGGAUGACAUUGGCUUACAGCUGAAAUUUGUAAACAAGACCCUAAGUCUAACCUCCCCUUCUUUGGCUUUGGCCGUGAUCAGAGUGAAUGCUAGUAAUUUCAACACAACUACCUUUGCUGCCCAAGACCCUGAUUAUCUUAAGGUCACUCUGGAAACCCAGGCUCCUGAGAAUAGUAUUGGCAUUAUUACUCUACCUUCAUCACUGAUGAGUAACUUACCAGCUGGUGAUAUGGAGCUAGCUUCCCGGGUGCAAUUCAACUUUUUUGAAACACCUGCCCUGUUUCAGGACCCCGCCCUGGAGAACCUCUCUUUGAUCAGCUAUGUCAUAUCAUCAAGUGUUGCAAACCUGACCAUCAAGAAUUUGACAAGGAACGUGACGAUCACAUUAAGGCACAUCGACCCAAGCCAGGAUGACGUAACAGUGAGAUGUGUAUUUUGGGAUUUGGGCAGAAACGGUGGCAAAGGAGGCUGGUCAUCCAAUGGCUGCUCUGUCAAAGACAGAAGGCUGAAUGAAACCAUCUGUACCUGCAACCACCUUACAAGCUUCGGAGUCCUGCUGGAUCUAUCUCGAACAUCCUUACCACCUGCUCAGAUGAUGGCUCUGACAUUUAUUACAUAUAUUGGUUGUGGGUUUUCAUCAAUUUUUCUGUCAGUUACUCUGGUAACCUACAUAGCCUUUGAAAAGAUCCGAAGGGAUUACCCUUCCAAAAUCCUCAUCCAGCUAUGUGCGGCUCUGCUCCUCCUGAACCUGGUGUUUCUCUUGGACUCUUGGAUUGCUUUGUAUGACACGCGAAGCCUCUGUAUCUCAGUGGCUGUAUUUCUGCAUUAUUUUCUCUUGGUCUCAUUCACAUGGAUGGGCCUGGAAGCAUUCCAUAUGUACCUGGCCCUUGUGAAAGUGUUUAAUACAUAUAUUCGAAAAUACAUCCUUAAAUUCUGCAUUGUUGGUUGGGGGGUACCAGCUGUGGUUGUGAUCAUCAUCCUGAUUAUAUCCCCAGAUAAUUAUGGUCUUGGAUCCUAUGGGAAAUUCCCCAACGGCUCUCCUGAUGACUUUUGUUGGAUCAACAGCAAUGCUGUGUUCUAUAUUACGGUUGUGGGAUAUUUCUGUGUGAUAUUUUUGCUGAACGUCAGCAUGUUCAUCGUGGUCCUGGUUCAGCUCUGUCGAAUUAAAAAGAAGAAGCAACUGGGAGCCCAGCGUAAAACCAGUAUUCAAGACCUCAGGAGCGUUGCUGGCCUUACGUUUUUACUGGGAAUCACCUGGGGCUUUGCCUUCUUUGCCUGGGGACCAGUUAAUGUCACCUUUAUGUAUCUCUUUGCCAUAUUUAAUACCUUACAAGGAUUUUUCAUAUUCAUCUUUUACUGUGUAGCAAAAGAGAAUGUCAGAAAACAAUGGAGGCGGUAUCUUUGUUGUGGAAAGUUACGGCUGGCUGAAAAUUCUGACUGGAGUAAAACUGCUACUAAUGGCUUAAAGAAGCAGACUGUAAACCAAGGAGUGUCCAGCUCUUCAAAUUCCUUACAGUCAAACAGUAACUCCACCCACUCCACCACGCUGCUAGUGAAUAAUGAGUGCUCAGGACUCACGAGCGGGAAUGGGAAUGCUUCGACGGAGAAGAAUGGUGUUUCUUACAGUGUUCAGAAUGGGGAUGUGUGUCUUCAUGACUUUACUGGAAAACAGCACAUGUUUAAUGAAAAAGAAGAUGCCUGCAAUGGUAAAAGCCGUGUUGCUCUCAGAAGGACUUCAAAGCGCGGAAGUUUACACUUUAUUGAGCAAAUGUGAUUCCUUUUUCUAAAAUCAAAGCAUGAUGCUUGACAGUGUGAAAAUGUCCAGUUUUACCUUUUACACAAUGUGAGAUGUAUGAAAAUCAACUAAUUUUAUACUCAGCAACCUCUGGAGGAGCAUAAGCUAAUUGAAGGCAAUGGUUACUAUCGGAAGAGGAAACCAAGACAUUUUACCAUGGUUUUUAAGACAUUUGCUAUUUGGUUUCUUCUUCAUUUCAAAAGAAGAUUGGUUUUUAAACAAUACACUAAGACUAAAAAAUAAGUAAAUAAAAGCAGUUCAUUUCCCACCACCUUUUAAGGCGGUUAUCUUUGAUAACAUGUAAAGCAACUGUUGACUUCAGCCUGUUGGUGAGUUUAGUUGUGCAUGCCUUUGUUGUAUAUAAGCUAAAUUCUAGUGACCCACAUGUCAAAAACCUUACUUCUACAUUGUUUGUAUUUAUUUUCUAUUGUGUAAAUUGAUUUCUUUGUAGAAUUGUGGUUGUGUUGUUGUGUCUAAUGUGAUAAUUCAGAAAAUGCUUGCUCGUUCAGUGAAUUUUGAAACUCCUUUUGGAGAUUAUAUGGGAUGUGAAGCACAGAAAUUCACUGAAAUUAAGAAAUAAUGAUGACAGCCAGUUUAGAAACAUGUAAGCAGACAGUGCGACAAUGAGCUCAUACAGUGCCUUUGACUAAAAAGGUGACCAGGAAAAGGUGCCCCCUUGGGCAGACACAGCCUUGUGGGCUCAUAUGCUGACGAAUAGAGCGGGGUCAUAUUUUAGUUCCACUCACCCUCUUCAGUACACUUUGUGCAGGACACAACCUGCACAGCUGUACAUGGCAUUCAGUACCGAUACCGUCGCUUGACUUCAUCUCUAAUCAUCAGGGUAUGGGAUCAGCUCCAAGAUGUCUAACUUAAUACCUUGGCCUCAGAGAAGGGUGGGACUGUAAUCAAGACCACAUUCGGGAAAAUUGUGACUGUGGAGGAGAAUACAGCCACUGCCAUUUCUCAGAUCGCUAGAGCCUGUCUAAAAGGGAGAGUAGAGUAGGAUUACCCUUUAAAAGAGACGUUACAAGGAAAUAGCAUUGUUGUCUUUAAAGGGUAACUUUAAAGAUUGGAUGUUGGGUCUGGUCUGUUCUGGACCUGCCAGAGUUACAUUAUUUCUAAGUGGUGUCACCUCUUGAAGAGUGUAUAGUGACAAGACGAGGGGGAGCAGCUACCAGGAAUGGUGACUAGCCUGCAAUGCUGUUGUUUCCAUAUGUAUCAAACCCUGAUUGCUCCACUUACAGAGAACCUCCCUUGCUUCCCACCUACAGCUACUUGAGCAGUGCUUCAAGUAUGUCGUCAUAAGGAACAUUUCAAAACCCUUAAGUGAGGUCUUUCACUUAAGUUCCCUUGCAUAUCUUGCAAGUGAAUGUUGUAUCCCAGACUAAUCAUAAUAAUGUAAUACACUUCUGUGAGUGCUGAUUUGUCUUUGCAAUAUUUCUUCUCUGAUUUA